Messenger RNA from Solea senegalensis (Senegalese sole), 2628 nucleotides. Its product is annotated as retinal Mueller cells isomerohydrolase-like. Gene Ontology annotation, molecular function: beta-carotene 15,15'-dioxygenase activity; all-trans-retinyl-ester hydrolase, 11-cis retinol forming activity; retinol isomerase activity. Gene Ontology annotation, biological process: zeaxanthin biosynthetic process; retinal metabolic process. Bases 130 to 1728 code for a protein of 532 amino acids. The transcript is spliced from 14 exons. The record is from RefSeq and is a predicted model, not a curated record. Lineage: Eukaryota; Metazoa; Chordata; Actinopteri; Pleuronectiformes; Soleidae.
GGUGGAUGCCGGGGGAUAAAGGGAGAGAGCCUCAGUUUCCAUCUCCAACUACAGGAAAUCUGUGAGUGGUUUAAAUGCACAUCUCUUCAGCAGGAAAUCUGAGUUCAAGAGUGGAGAGCAAACAGCAGCAUGGCCAGUUGUGUGGAGCAUCCUGCUGCAGGCUACAAGAAGAUCUUUGAGACAGUAGAGGAGCUGAACGAACCCAUUCCUGCAAAGGUCACCGGUGUGAUACCAUCAUGGCUAAACGGCAGUCUCCUCAGGAUGGGUCCAGGUCUUUUCGAGGUCGGGGGUCAACCGCUCCGUCACAUGUUUGACGGACAGGCUAUGAUACACAAGUUUGACCUGAAGAAAGGGCAGGUCACCUACUACAGGAAGUUCAUCAAAUCGGACGCGUAUGUCCGUGCUAUGGCUGAAAACAGAGUGGUCAUCACUGAGUUUGGCACAGCAGCCUACCCUGACCCCUGUAAGAACAUCUUCUCCAGAUUCUUUACUUACUUUAAAGGCAUUGAAGUGACCGACAACUGUGUAGUGAACGUCUAUCCAAUCGGAGAAGACUUCUACGCUGUCACAGAGACCAACUACAUCACCAAGGUCGAUCCCGACUCACUGGAGACAUUAAAGAAGGUGGACCUUUGCAAGUACAUCUCAGUGAACGGGGUGACUGCCCACCCCCACACUGACACAGAUGGUACGGUCUACAACAUUGGCAACUGUUUCGGGAAGAACAUGAGUCUGGCUUACAACAUUGUCAAGAUUCCACCUGCUCAGGAAGAAGACUCAGACCCCAUAGAGAAAUCCCAGGUCGUGGUUCAGCUGCCCAGCAGUGAGAGGUCAAAACCCUCCUACGUCCACAGUUUCGGUAUGACAGAUGACUAUUUUGUGUUCGUGGAGCAGCCGGUGAAGAUCAACCUGUUAAAGUUCCUGGCAGCCUGGAGCAUCACCGGAGCCACCUACAUGGACUGCUUCGAGUCCAACGAGAGCAUGGGGACAUGGUUCCACUUGGCUACAAAAGACCCAGCUGCUUAUAUGAGCAGCCACAAGUUCAGAACGUCAGCCUUCAACCUCUUCCACCACAUCAACGCCUACGAGGACGACGGAUUCAUCGUCGUCGACUUGUGCACGUGGAAAGGUCAUGACUUUGUGUUUAAUUACCUGUACAUGGCCAACGUGAAGGAAGAGUGGGAGGAGGUGAAGAAAGCAGCGAUGAGAGCUCCUCAACCUGAGGUCAGGCGCUAUGUACUGCCACUGGAUAUACACAGGGAGGCGCAGGGGAAGAACCUGGUGUCUCUGUCCUACACUACAGCUACUGCUGUCCUGCACAGUGACGGCACCAUCUGGCUGGAACCUGAAGUUCUGUUUUCUGGACCAAGACAGGCCUUUGAGUUUCCACAGAUAAACUACUCUCGAUGUCGUGGGAAGAAGUACUCGUUCGCCUACGGCCUGGGGCUCAACCACUUCAUCCCUGACAGGAUCGUCAAACUGAACGUGCAGACUAAAGAGACCUGGGUGUGGCAGGAGGAGGAGUGUUACCCGUCAGAGCCACUGUUUGUGCCAACGCCUGGAGCUACAGAGGAGGAUGAUGGUGUGCUGCUGAGUAUCGUGGUGAAGCCCGGUGCAGAGCGACCCGGCUCCCUGCUGGUGCUGGAUGCCAUGAAUCUGACGGAGCUGGCCAGAGCAGAGGUCAACGUCUUCAUCCCCUUGACUCUGCACGGCACGUACAGACCGUGACCGCGGCGCUCACCCUCACCUUCACCUGCAUGACCAAGUACAACUCUUAAACAACAACAACCAUGUACUGCUUGCUGCUGAGUUAGCUUAUUGUCAACAGUGUCUGUUGAUUGUAACGUAAGAGUACAGAUUAAUUAUGAGGAGUGACCACUUUUUUUUUUUAUCUUAUAUGCAUGUGUACUAACAUAUUAAAGUGAUACUUCACUUUUAUUGAAGCGUGGUUGUAUGGGUUAUUGACAAAUUAUCAAUAAAAUAUCAACGCUGUGCACGAGGACCAUCCUGGGAUUCAGUCACUCGCUCUCAUUUGGUCCUGCACCAAAAUCCAUAGAAAAAAUCUGUGUUUUUUUUCAUCACUGCACACAGAGGUUGUUCAUCUACUGUUGCCUUUUAUGAGUACAUUUAAAUGUGUCAUCUUGUGACUUUGGCGAUUGAAAAUCUUUGUUGAGAUUUAGCCAAGUGCCACAAACUUUUAUAAACGAGGCAGCAGUAGACCGGCAACAUGUGUUCAUGCAAGCUAAAAAACUGAUUUUCUUCAUGGGCUUUGGUGCAGGAGAGAUUAGAUUUAAACAGGCACAGAUUAUAUUAGAUGAGGCUUUUGUUAAAUGGUUAAAAUCUGUUUCUCCUUCUGGUGCCAGUGUUAAUGUGUCAAGUCCUCAUACAGCCACACUGAAACCUGAACUAUUGCUUUAAACGCCAGACAAGUCACUUUCUCUUUGCUGUUGCCAAACCAUUGACUGCAAAGCUGUGUUUUAUAAUUAAAAUGUCUUACGUUACGAUUGAAUAUACAGUAUAUAUCAAACGUUUUUACAUCAUAUGAUGAUUAUAGUGCAGUAUCUUUUAUAUAUUUGAAAUGACAUUGUUACAUUGUCCCAAUAAACAAAUCAUGAUGUACAGACGGAA